UUUUCUUUGCGACAACCAUAGCGACAACGUUUCUCUUUUUUUGGGCCAACUCAUCGGUCUUUUUGACACUGAAUUAUGUUUGUUUUCACAUUUUAAAAGUUAUGAAUUGUGAAUUAACUACUGGAUAAUAAUAGAAAAUACAAUUUCUGACAUGGAGGUGCACUAUCUCGUAUUGUUUUUGAGCGUUUUAUGGCACGGCUGCGACUGUCUAACGUGGAGCCUAGUGCCGAAUACCCAAAAGUGUCUGAAAGAAGAAUUGCACGCUAACGUGCUCGUCGCUGGAGAAUAUGCGGUAACAGAAGUCGGCGGUCAAAGAGUUGACUAUAUUGUACGUGAUUCGAAGGGCCACAUACUGGCGACAAAAGAUCAUGUCACAAAAGGAAAGUUCACAUUUGUGACUGAAACAUAUGACACAUUCGAAGUCUGUUUCAUAUCAAAAGUACCCUCAGACCACAGAGGAGUGCCACAAGAUGUAUCUUUGGACAUCAAAGUAGGCAUUGAAGCAAAGAAUUAUGAAGGCAUAGCUGAAGCUGCCAAAUUAAAGCCCAUGGAGAUGGAACUAAAGAGAUUAGAAGAUUUAUCAGAAGCGAUUGUUCAGGACUUCACUUUGAUGAGGAAGAGAGAGGAAGAGAUGAGAGACACUAAUGAGUCGACAAAUAACAGAGUGCUGUUCUUCAGUGUGUUCUCAAUGAUCUGCCUUCUAGGACUAGCCACGUGGCAGGUCCUCUAUCUUCGCAGAUACUUCAAAGCCAAAAAACUCAUUGAAUAACAUUAUUUUUAUACUAGAUAUAGUCACACUGGGUAAGAGAUAAUAUUUGUUCUUCAAACUUUACCCAGUUUACAGAUUAACAUAAAGUGUCAAGUUUAUUUAUGUCAAAAAUAAAGAUAUUCAAGGAUGAGUGAUACUGACCUCUGAGUCCAUUCAUGAUUUAAAAACAAAGAAAUGCCAGUAAAGGCUGUUAAUAACUAUUUCACUCAAGGCAUUUCUUUCAAUUUUUAAAAACUUGCUAUUCACAACAGAAUAAGAAAAUGACAACAGUAAUAUUGGUAGUCUAUUCAUCAUAUAAAACAUUUAGAAGGUCCACCUUUUAAAGAUAAUGUAUAAAAAAAUAAUAAAGAUUUGUACAAAUAUAAUUCAAAUUGCAGUGGCAU
Molecule: messenger RNA, 1152 nt
Organism: Bicyclus anynana (squinting bush brown)
Lineage: Eukaryota; Metazoa; Arthropoda; Insecta; Lepidoptera; Nymphalidae
Gene: bai
Product: transmembrane emp24 domain-containing protein bai
Exons: 5
Coding region: 152-769 (205 amino acids)
Biological process (GO): Golgi organization; intracellular protein transport; endoplasmic reticulum to Golgi vesicle-mediated transport
Cellular component (GO): Golgi apparatus; endoplasmic reticulum; COPII-coated ER to Golgi transport vesicle
Source: RefSeq, a predicted model, not a curated record